AUGGAGGCAAUUCCCUUCGAAACUGUGGAGAAAAUGCCGCCGCAGGAGAUCUUUCGCAUCCUUGAUUCCAAAGAGGCCUGCCAGAACUACGUGCUUGCAAAACCGGUGGGGGAGCCCACUGCAUUGAAGGGCGACAGACACAAGUGCAACUGGCUGUCGAGCAAACAUACGUGGAAGCAGGCCAUGCAAGGUCGCGCACAACUUGUCGAGAAGCUCCUGCAUUCCUUCAACAUUGAUCCUGACUGUGACAUUUGUACCAAUCCUGCUGGGUUCGCCGAGCACCUUCCAGCGAAGAAGCACUUCAACCUGCUUUGGGAGCGUUUGCCGGACGGCAAGCCCGCAGCCGAGUGUGCAAAGGCACUAUAUCAACAUUGGCGGCUUCCUGGAGACCGUGCCAUGAGUUUCAACCAUUUGCACGGACAGGUGCUCAUUUGCAAAGGGCAGUGUUCUGCCAGAAAGGCUCUCCCUUUCACAGCUGAUAAUGGGCCAGCCUUGAGCAACGGGGGCUUCCACGCUGCGGAAGGGCAAACUCCCUCCUCCUACACGCCAUCGUUUCGGGGGGGCCCACCAAGUCUUUCUGGUAUGUCUGCGGCUUCCCAACCUGCUUCUGCUGCCGGACCGCCUCCGACUGUGCAGGGGAUGCCAGAAGCACCGAGGCCCUCUGCAGCUCCCUAUGUGCAGACACACUCUGCCGAUUUCUCGAAGCUUCCCCAAGAGGGCAUCUGGCAUGUGCUAGAGGAGCCAUGCAGCCAUGCGACAGAUCCUAACGGUGAUUACCGGGCCUAUGCGCACCUGAACUCCAGGUUUGCUUUCAAAGCGGCCAUGACUCCGAGGGCUAAGAUCAUCGAGGACAUGUUGGGCGCUAUCCAGCCCCAGUGCAAGUUCUGUGAUAUACACCGUGGAUAUUCCGAACAUCUGGGAGCUGACAAGCACUGGAGAGCUUUGUAUGAUGGGAAGUACACCGCCGAGGGAGUCGUCAUUGCUGGAGUGCGACCCUUGGCUUGGAACAAGUGGCGUGUCACCGGUGGGUUUGUUCGCAUCAACGAGCUGGACGGAACUAUAGAAAUCUCUCGGGGCUCUCGAGAUCCCGACCUUCACUCCCCGGCGGAGCCCGCACGCGCACAAGCCACGCCGGAUCCUUGGGCGAAUUAUUCAGGCCUGCGCCAGCCACACCCGCAAUCACAAUCCAUGCAGCCACCGCCCUCGCAGACGCCGCAACAGGUACCGCAGCCGGCACAACCUGCAAGUUUUCCAGCACAGGCUCCACCCGCACAACCUCCGCUGCUGGAUUCCUGGGCCCACCCUUCCGGCGUUCCGCAUCAGCCUUGCCAGCAGCCGCAACCGCUGUAUCCACCGCAUUCUGCAGUGCCAGGUGUACAUCAGAAUUACCAGCAGCCACAAUAUCCAACGCAGCCAGCACAGCCGGCGGCUUUUGCAGCAGAGCCCCCAUCCGCACAACCUACACUAGAUCCUUACGCAAAUUCUGCAGGAGCACAUUACCGUCAGCCACAGUCGCUGCAACCACAGCAGCCGACACAGAUGCAGCAGGCGCCACCACAGUCGUCGCAGGUGCCGCAGCGGCGGUGGCAACACCAGCAGGCAAGUCAGCCGCACCCCUCUGCGCCAGCGCAGCAACCCCCAGCGGCGUUCCCAGCGGCGGCAUUGCCGCUGCGCGAGGAUAUGCUCCCGGGAGGAGGAACCGUUUCUCGCGAUCCAGACAGCGAGUCUCUGGUCGCCCACCAAGGCUGGAGGUCAGAGAUGCAAUCGAGCAAAGGCACGGGUUCUACACUCGGCUGCGACACAUCGCUUCCCAAAACGGAACUGGGAUUCUGGCUGUGGCAGCGUAACGAAAAUCAGGCGGCAAAGAUCCAGCAAUUGCUGCUACAACAGCAGGUGCAUCCGCGAGAUCUCGUUUGCAAGAUAUGCGACACCAACGAGGUUCUGGCACCACAUCAGGUCGCUGAUCAUCUCAUGAGCCGCCGACACUUCGACAGCCUUAGCAUGGUGUUUGCCGCACAUGAUGGCAGCCCUGCCCCGCUGGAGCAGGUCUUCGAGUCUCUGCCGGACUGGAAGUUGGAUCAUUUGCGCCUAGAGCUCGUGGAAAAUCCGAAGCAAGAAGAAGCCUCCGUCCAAGCAAGCACCGGGGGUCACGGCUGGUAG
Messenger RNA from Symbiodinium sp. CCMP2592, 2160 nucleotides. The record is from the annotation of a GenBank genome assembly. Lineage: Eukaryota; Dinophyceae; Suessiales; Symbiodiniaceae.